Messenger RNA from Suillus fuscotomentosus, 831 nucleotides. RefSeq lists its product as uncharacterized. Lineage: Eukaryota; Fungi; Basidiomycota; Agaricomycetes; Boletales; Suillaceae. Gene Ontology annotation, biological process: regulation of transcription by RNA polymerase II. Gene Ontology annotation, cellular component: PcG protein complex; transcription regulator complex. The coding region runs from base 1 to 831 and encodes 276 amino acids. The record is from RefSeq and is a predicted model, not a curated record. The transcript is spliced from 4 exons. Gene Ontology annotation, molecular function: RNA polymerase II cis-regulatory region sequence-specific DNA binding; DNA-binding transcription factor activity, RNA polymerase II-specific.
AUGCCUGCUGCAGGACGUAACAUGAAAUCUGUUGACUGCCAUAUCUGCCACAAGACCAUAAGCCGCAAGGCAGAUCUUCCUAGACACAUGCGUACGCACGAUGAAAACAAGGAGGCUCUUAUGCACGCAUGUCCAUUCCCUGACUGCAAUUUCAAGACCCUCCAAAAGUCCAACGUGCAGACGCACAUCAGGACCCACACCCGUGAACGCUCGAAGACGUGCCCCCAUCCUGGGUGCACGUUUGCCACUACCGAUCCAGCAAGCUUGACGCGUCACCGCAAGCACCUACACAACUACGAGCCCAAGGCGCGUUGCAACCUCGGGGGCAAAUUUGCUCGACGGUCCUCCGCCGCACCUUACCCAUCUACUAGGUUUAUGAAGCCUGAGGAAGAUAUUCCUGCAUCGCUGGAUCUGAAUGACCUCACAUUUCCCGAGCUCGCAGGCCUCAUUCCCUGCGAUGCGCUCUCACCCGCUGAGUCCAGCAACUCCGGCAUCCCUCAGUUCUCGAGCGAGUUCACCGAACUCUCCUGGGAGCGACUCUUCCCCAAUUUCCCUGCCGAGAGCUCCACCUCUGUUUACGAACAGCCCUCUCAGUUCCCCACCCCCACCUUCAACCACUUCCAGCCAUCAACUGUCCCUGUCGAUCUCUCCGCCUCCCACAUGCCGCAGUUCGACCCGAAGCUGGAUCCCGAUGUCAACUCUCAGCAGUCCAUUCCCGCCUUCGACGUGGACUUUCAAUACCAGCCUGUCUCUGGGAACGAUCUGAACUCCGCAUCAGCUGGACUAGACGAGUUUUUACAGACAUAUGGCUCGGGCCCACGUUUGCUAUGA